GUAUUUUUUUCUUUUCUUCUUUAUAACUUUUUUUUUCUCCCCAAAAAAAGAUAUUACUGUACCAUCCGGGUCACUGGCCACCAUUAAACAUAUUACGAAGCGCUUUUUUUUUAUUGGAUCACUUGCUCCAUCAACCUCUUUCUAUAUUAUCUUCCCCCUCCUCUCUUUGACAAUCUUUUUCAAUUUUCACUUUUUAAUUGAACAACAACAACAAUAAUUAACAACGACAUGACUGAUUAUUCCUAUGAAUCGUUUGUUUCUCCUUUGGAUGCUUUGGCUUUUGAUAUUGCUGCAAGUCCUUCCAAAUUGGAUCAAGAAGCUGCUGCUGCUGAACUUGCUCUCUGGAGUAAUGCUCAAUUUACCUUUGACGUGAAACCUGGUGAAGGUAUUUAUGACGAUGAAAAGACCAACAAUGUUAAACAGGAUAAUGAUCCUAUCACUUAUGAAAAAUUGGUGAAUUAUUUGGAUUAUGAACUCCCUCAACAACAACAACAACAACAACAACAACAGCAGCAACAACAAGUGAAGCCUGAACAAUUGGUAUUGAAUCAUCCACCUGUUUUGUCACCUCAACCUUUGACUAUUACUUCGCCACCUGUUCAAUCCACUUCUUUGCCUCGUGGUGGUCGUCAACUUCUUCCUAAACCUACCAUGUCUGUACCUUUGGCUUCAUUGUUAACUUCACCUCUUUUGCCCUUGAGUCUUCCUCCUUAUCCAACAACAACAACAACAGCGAAUGCCCCCAAGAAAGCACGCAAGAAAUCGGCAUCCACUACUGCUGGUGUGAAACGUGAACGGGAAAAUGAAGAACUCAGUGAAGAAGCGAUUCUGGCUGAAGAAGACAAACGACGACGCAAUACUGCUGCUAGUGCAAGAUUCCGUAUCAAGAAGAAAUUACGUGAACAAGCCAUGGAACAAACGGUACAUGAUAUGACCAAGAAAUCGGAACUUUUGCAAGAUCGUGUCAAUGAAUUGGAAUUGGAAGUCAAGUGGUUACGUAACUUGUUGACUGAAAAGGAUAUGAUGGUCAAGAACAAUGCAUGAAAUUUGAAAAAAACAAAAAUAAGAGAGAGAGAGGGGGGAAGAUUUUAGAAUAGAAAUAUUGGAUUUGGUGUAUGUGGAGUUGAUCAAUUCUUUUUACUUCUUUAGUAUUUUUUUUUCUUUGUUUUCUUUUUUUUUUUUAGUAUUAUA
Messenger RNA from Halteromyces radiatus, 1191 nucleotides. RefSeq lists its product as uncharacterized. The record is from RefSeq and is a predicted model, not a curated record. Lineage: Eukaryota; Fungi; Mucoromycota; Mucoromycetes; Mucorales; Cunninghamellaceae. Gene Ontology annotation, biological process: regulation of transcription by RNA polymerase II. The transcript has 2 exons. Gene Ontology annotation, cellular component: nucleus; Cbf1-Met4-Met28 complex. The coding region runs from base 229 to 1044 and encodes 271 amino acids. Gene Ontology annotation, molecular function: RNA polymerase II transcription regulatory region sequence-specific DNA binding; DNA-binding transcription activator activity, RNA polymerase II-specific.